AUGGAGUUACGAGUCGGUGGCAAGUAUAGAGUUGGAAGAAAAAUCGGAAGUGGGUCAUUUGGAGAAAUUUAUACCAUUGAUAAAUAAAUUGAUCAGUGCAUUAAUAAGUCUAAUUUCCAUAAAUAUGACGUCUUUGCUUAUAUAUGAAGCUAUAUUUAGGCACAAACAUCCAAACUAAUGAAGAAGUUGCAAUUAAGCUUGAAAAUGUCCGAUCGAAGCAUCCGCAACUAUUGUACGAGUCACGGCUAUACCGAAUUCUUCAAGGUGGUGCAGGCAUUCCUAACAUCCAUUGGUAUGGGGUAGAAGGAGACUACAAUGUGCUCGUCAUGGAUCUGUUAGGUCCUUCUUUAGAAGAUCUCCUACAGUUCUGUGGGAGGACUUUUAGCUUAAAGACAGUUCUGAUGCUAGCAGACCAAUUGAUUACAAGAAUCGAAUAUAUGCAUUCUAAGAAUUUCCUUCACAGAGAUGUAAAGCCUGACAACUUUCUAAUUGGGUUAGGAAGAAAAGCAAGCCAGGUCUACGCGAUUGAUUUCGGACUUGCGAAAAAAUACAGAGACCCUAAGACAAAUCAGCACAUUCCCUACAAAGAAGAGGUACAUUAAAAUGGUCGCAUGUGUCAGCCUGCCCUCUUGGUGCAGCAGUCCAGACCUUUUGUGGCCAUGGUGAACUGGGACGGACUCGAGUCAAGAAUCAAGUGAAGCCUCAGGUAAUGACUUCCUGUGGUUAGAAAUGGAGAUGCCCAAAAACGUCUUUGGAUCCAAGGACGAGUGUACAUUUCUCUACCGAAAAACAGUCUUUUUCCUGUAGCUGUCGAAGGAAGGCACUUCGAUAACUGACACUCCAAGGAGCUGAUCUUGGAAUCAAGCUAUUCCAAUUGUCCACCAAGGCCGCAGAAAUCCAUAGCCUACCCACUCAAGACUGAAGCUGCAAGGCAAGGAGAAACAGAAGGUACUGAAAGUGGCACCCGUUUUCUGGGGAUAGACACUCUGGGCUGGAAUUGAAAAGUGGUAAAAACUUUGGAUACGGGACGUCUUUGGUGGCUGUGUCACCAAUAUGGCUAACAGCUGACUUUAAAUAAUCUAAUCUAAUCUUACCCUACAGAGAAGGGAAAAAUCUGACAGGAACAGCCCGCUAUGCUUCUAUAAACACACAUCUUGGUAUUGAGCAAUCUCGCAGAGAUGAUUUAGAAGGCCUGGCAUAUGUCCUUUUAUACUUUUUAAGGGGCUCAUUACCUUGGCAAGGACUACCAGGAAACAAUAAGAAAGAAAAAUACCAAAAUAUCAUGGAAAAGAAAAUGACGACUUCAGUGGAAACUUUAUGUGCCAGUUUUCCAAGUGAAUUUUGUACUUAUUUGAAUUUCUGUAAAGCACUGAGGUUUGAAGACAGGCCAGACUACAGCUAUCUUAAGCGGCUGUUUAAAGAUUUGGCAUUCAGAGAGAAUUUUCAGUAUGAUUUUGUUUUCGAUUGGUGCGCGCUAAGACAGCAGCCUGAAGUGGAAGUGCCGCAGGUCCAGCCUGCACAAGCACAGAUUGCAGCUCAACAAAGAGAAAAGAUUAAUCAUCAAGAAAGCCCAAUGCAAGAAGAAACAAAGCAGCCCCGAAAUGUUAUAAAGGGCUCCAUCUCAAAUAAUCAUAAAUUUUUUCAGUGUGCGCAUAUUAUUGAUAAUGAGACAUUUACCGAAAAAUUCGUCAAGUUUCAACCAAAUGAUACACUAUUUAAAAAUUCGACAAUUUUUUUCAAAGGAUUGAGCACUAUUAGAUUAGAUUAGAUUAAGCCGUUUGCCUUGCAGGGCCGGGGAUUCGCACCCCUACACGCUCAUCGCCCCUGAGGAGCCUCGGCGGACACCCUCCUUGUUGCCUCAAACAAGGGAUUCGCACCACCAGUCUUGACUUCCAUGGCUUCUGGAGUCUAAGGGCCAACCACCUGGGUCGAAACUCCCAGUUUCUCGUUGGGCAAAUACCGUCUUCUGGGUCUGAAGGUCAUAUUGCCUUCAAACAUUGGCCGACCUUGCCCUUUCCAAUGGUUGUCCUGGAGGAAAAACUCCAAGUCCGAGGAUUAGCUCCUCGGGCUCGAAGAAUACCCAGCCCGAACAUACAUAAAGGAUUACCGGCCCCUUUCCACCUAAAUCUCCACCACUGGGCCGUUGCCUGCUGGUGUUGAAGAAAUAGGGUCGAGAGGUCGGGUGGUCUGUUGUCACCAUUUUUAUGUAUAUGAUUGAGCACUAUUAAAAACGCACAAUCAUUUGGCAUGGAGCCAUUAUAAAGCCACCCCAAAAAGCAACACAGCCUGGACCAAAAAUUAUGGCCUUCGCUCAAAGACCAGUGAGAUAG
Molecule: messenger RNA, 2330 nt
Organism: Blepharisma stoltei
Lineage: Eukaryota; Ciliophora; Heterotrichea; Heterotrichida; Blepharismidae
Source: the annotation of a GenBank genome assembly